Dendrobium catenatum is the source of this 2776-nucleotide messenger RNA. RefSeq names its product nucleolin 2. Gene Ontology annotation, molecular function: RNA binding. The record is from RefSeq and is a predicted model, not a curated record. The transcript has 22 exons. NCBI's taxonomy places the organism in Eukaryota, Viridiplantae, Streptophyta, Magnoliopsida, Asparagales, Orchidaceae. The coding region runs from base 307 to 2520 and encodes 737 amino acids.
CCUCACCGGUCGGUGAGAACAUCCAUCGAUCGAAUCGCUCGGAUUGAACGGAGGCAAAAUAUCUCACAAAUCGAACGCUUCCUACGCCAGCAAAGUGCCCUAAACUUUGUUCAGAUUCCUAUAAAUCGAACGCUAGACAGGUCGGCUGGCAGCAAACUCCUCAAAACCCUAGCUUUUCUGCUGCUAGGGUUUUUGUGUGUUUUUAACACGAGCGUUCUUCUUCUUAAACCUCUUCGCGCAAUACAUCCUUUGCGGCGGCGCUUAAUUCCGUCUUCCUUGAUCUCGACACCUUGUACCUUCGCUAAAAUGGGUAAAUCAAGCAAGAAGUCUGCUGUAGAGGUUACUCCUGCUGCUGUCUCCGUCCCUCCUUCCAAGUCGGCCAAAAAAGAUACUUUGUUCAUGAGUUCAGGAAAGAGGGAUGCAGAAGCAGUGUUGGAGAAACCUGUGAGUGCCAAAAAGCAGAAGAAAGUAGUAGUGGAAGUUCAAACAAAGCAGAUUGCUGAUAAAAAGUCAAAGAAGGUUCCCCCACCAAAGAAAACUGAAACCAGCACCUCAGAGGACACAUCAGAUUCUGAAGAGGAGGUCAAAGUUGCACCAAAAAAGGGUGGCAAGCCAGUACAGAAACCAAUAAAGGAUUCCAGUAGCAGUGAAGAAGAGUCAUCAUCUGAUGAAGAAGUCAAACCUACAAAUUUGUCUAAAAAGUUGCCUGCUGCGGGAGUUAAGAAUGGCAUUGCUCUUGCUUCGAAAAAGAAAGAGGACUCUAGUGAUGAAGAUUCUGACAGCAGUUCUGAUGAGGAGAAUAAGUCUGUUGCUCCUUCAAAGAAGCAACCUUUAGCUGUUAAAAGUGUUAGCUCUGACAGUGAUUCUGAUGAAGAUGAGGGAAAUGGACAAAAAAUUGGUAUUGUCAAGAAAGCUCUUCCAGCACAAAAUAAUGGAGUUACCGAAGACUCUUCCAGUGAAACUUCAGAGAGUGAAUCUGAUGAUGAGAAGGUGAAAGCUAAGGCAACAUCAAUUGUCAAAAAACCACCUUCAAAAGUUACAGCAAAUGCAUCAAAUAAGAAAGAAGAGUCCAGUGAAAGCUCUGAUAGUGACUCGGAUGAUGAGGAUGAUGCUCCCAAAAUUUCUGUUACCACAAAGAGUGCUCCAGCUGCUUUGAAGGUUGCUGUAACCACUGAAUCUAAAAAGAAAGAUGAGUCUAGUGACAGCUCAGAGAGUGAUUCUGACUCUGAUGAGGACAUGGUUCCUGCAGCCAUCCCUCUUAAAAAGCCUGAAGCCAUAGAAACGAAACCACAAAGCAAGGCCAAGGCGGAAGAGAGUUCUGAAGAUAGUUCGGAUGAGAGCUCUAGUGAGAGUGAUGAGGAACCUCAGAAAAAGAAACUGAAAGUACCUGAAACUACUGGAUUGAAUGCUAGCAAGCCUACCAUGAUUAGUGCUGAAAAGGAGAGCAGCAGCAGUGAAGAUGAGGAUGACAGUUCUGAAGAAAGUUCUGACGAGGAGACUCCAAAAGUACAACAAAACACGCCAACUAAACAACCAAAAAAGAGUAGUAGUUCUGAUGAGGAGUCCUCAGAUGAAAGUGAAGACGAGCAGCCAGUAAAGACACCUGCAAAGAAAGAGACUGACUUGAAGAGGAAGGCUGCACCUGUAGAUCAAACGGUUAAAAAAGUUGAUAAGAGAGUGGAAAAAACCCCUGUGGGUAAUCAAGGUGUAUCAUCUGGAUCAAAGACACUUUUUGUUGGAAACUUGUCAUUUGACGUUGGAGAGGAUGACAUAGUUGAGUUCUUCAAAGAGGCAGGGGAAGUUCCUGAUGUUCGGUUAUCUAGAUUUGAUGAUGGUCAUUUCAAGGGGUUUGGGCAUGUAGAAUUUGCCACCGCAGAAGCAGCUCAAAAGGCAUUGAAUGAUUUAAAUGGGCAAGAACUUUUGGGUCGUCCAGUAAGACUUGAUUUGGCACGCGAACGUGCUGAACGCAGCGCAUAUACUCCGAACAGCGGGUCUUUCCAGAAGGCUGAAAAAGGUUCGAGUCUUACCAUAUUUGUAAGAGGUUUUGACAAGUCACUCGAGAUGGAUCAGAUUCAAAGUUCCCUUGAAGAGUAUUUUGGUUCUUGUGGAGAGAUAACACGAAUUUCACUGCCUAGAGAUUAUGAAUCAGGAGGUUCUAAAGGUAUUGGAUACCUUGAUUUCGGAACCGAGGAGGCUUUCUCAAAGGCCCUGGAGCUUUCUGGCUCGGAACUUGGAGGUUACACACUGACGGUGGAGGAAGCUAAACCGAGAGGUGAUGGAGGUAGUGGCGGCGGCCGAGGCGGUGGCAGAGAUGGUGGUGGUUGGAGUGGUGGUCGAAGUGGUGGCCGUCGUGGUGGUCGUGGUGGCAGAGAUGGUGGUGGUUGGGGUGGAGGUCGUGGCGGCGGCAGAGGACGUGAUGGUGGUGGGCGCCGUGGCAGAGGCAAUGGCAGGGGCGGUGGAGGUCGUUUUGGCUCCGGCACAUCCAGCCAAGGGAAGAGAACUACCUUCGGUGAAGACUAGAUGAGUUUCAACUUCCUAUUGCAUCUGCAGAUCUAGCUGCUUCUGACACUGAAGGCGUCUUUUAUCAAUUUCUGUAGCUUGUUAAAGUCACCGUAUGGCUGCCCAAUUUUGCAAAGUCAAUUUUGACUGCGAUAUGUUGCAACUUUUGUUACCUUUAUAUUUUAUAUUAUUUAUUUGAUUUCCUGGAGAACAUUGAAUUCAAGUUUAAUCGAAGUAAUUUGCGUGCCGAAGUAUUUAUGUAUUAUUGUUAGUUUAA